AUGUCGAUUCUCGUUAACGGUAGUCCUACUUUGGAGUUCAAUGUGGAAAGGGGUCUUCGUCAAGGAGACCUUAUUUCUCCUUUUCUCUUUGUCAUAAUGGUGGAAGGUUUAAAGGCUUUGGUUAAUAAGGCGAUUCUAAACGGUGAUUUCGCGGGUUGUAAUUUGAAUGAUAGAUGUUUUAUAGAUAUUAUUCAAUUUUCGGAUAACACUUUAUUGGCAGGGGACGGGAGUUGGAAUCAUCUUUGGGCCAUUAAGUCGGUUUUGAAAGGCUUCGAAAUGGUGUCGCGUCUUGGUAUCAACUAUCACAAGAGUAAGAUCAUUGGAAUUGAUAUUAAUCCGCAUUUUUUGGAUGUGGCAACUUCUUUUCUUUCUUGA
Molecule: messenger RNA, 375 nt
Organism: Vicia villosa (hairy vetch)
Lineage: Eukaryota; Viridiplantae; Streptophyta; Magnoliopsida; Fabales; Fabaceae
Exons: 1
Coding region: 1-375 (124 amino acids)
Source: RefSeq, a predicted model, not a curated record